Messenger RNA from Chlamydomonas reinhardtii, 2774 nucleotides. RefSeq lists its product as uncharacterized. The coding region runs from base 371 to 1969 and encodes 532 amino acids. Gene Ontology annotation, biological process: intracellular signal transduction; peptidyl-serine phosphorylation. The record is from RefSeq and is a predicted model, not a curated record. The transcript has 10 exons. Gene Ontology annotation, molecular function: ATP binding; protein serine/threonine kinase activity. NCBI's taxonomy places the organism in Eukaryota, Viridiplantae, Chlorophyta, Chlorophyceae, Chlamydomonadales, Chlamydomonadaceae.
CUGCCUCACGGAGCCGCAGCGCCUGCCUAUUCCCCACCUGUAGCUCAAAGAAAUCCGCUAACAUUUAAGAAAGACUACAUUUUGAUAGAGCUGCUGCGCAGGCGACCUGUUGCAACAUUCCUACAGCUUUGACAGCUCCUGGUCUUCCCUUGUUCGGCCCAUUUAGGCUUAACUCUAAGUGCUCGGAGUCUUUUCUCUCGAACUGCGCAUUAGAUGCAGGCGCACAAGCGCGUGGCCUUCUAGAAGUCUAUGUUUUUGGUUGCGACCUUGUUACCGCUACCAUCUGGAUUAGCACUUGCUAUCUGAAGCAUUAGCUAGCUCAGCUGUACACUUGGGGCAUUGAGAGGAGGUGCAGGAAACUACAAGCAAAAUGCAGUCUCCGGGCGGGCCAUCCACGCUCUUUGCGGGGCUGCAGAGACCCUUCAGCGCACGACGUAAGAAGACUGAGGAUAUGACGGCAGCGGAUGCGGGUCAGCAAGGCGCAGAGCAGCCCAGCGUGAGCGAGGCGACACGGGUUCGCGUUGAAGCGGCAAAACAGUACAUUGAAAACAUGUACAACUCGCAGCGUCAGGCCAUGGCGGAGCGCCAUGCACGGCGGAGCGCUGUGGUUCAGGAGCUGCAGCGUGAGGGGCUGCCGGAGGACCAGAAGCGGCAGAUCCUGAGCGAGCUCGAAAAGCGCGAAAGCGACUUCACGCGGCUGCAGCGGCAGCGCAUGACGGCAGAGGACUUUGAGGCGUUGAGCAUUAUUGGGCGUGGCGCAUUUGGCGAGGUCCGCAUUGUGCGGGAGAAGACAACAGGCAAGAUCAUGGCAAUGAAGAAGUUGAAGAAGGCGGAGAUGCUCAAGCGCGGGCAGGUUGAGCACGUCAAGGCGGAGCGCAACGUGCUGGCGGAGGUUCAGAACCCCUACAUUGUCAAGCUGUACUACAGCUUCCAAGAUGAGGACCACCUCUACCUGGCCAUGGAGUACCUGCCGGGCGGCGACACCAUGACGCUGCUCAUGCGCAAGGACAUCCUCAGCGAGGAGGAGACGCGCUUUUACAUGGCGGAGACCAUCCUCGCCAUCGAGUCCAUCCAUAAAGCCGGCUACAUCCACCGCGACAUCAAGCCGGACAACUUGCUGCUCACGCGCGACGGGCACGUCAAGCUGAGCGACUUCGGGCUGUGCAAGCCGGUGGACGUGCAGGCACUGCCCACGCUAGCGGAGGGCGAGGAGUUCAACGAUCCCACGUUGAUGCCGUCGACCUCGUUGCGGCCACAGGCGGAGCAGCUCGCGCACUGGCAGAAGAAUCGGCGGCAGCUGGCGUUCUCGACGGUGGGCACGCCCGACUACAUCGCGCCCGAGGUGCUGCUGAAGAAGGGCUACGGCAUGGAGUGCGACUGGUGGUCGCUGGGCGCAAUCAUGUUUGAGAUGCUGGUGGGGUACCCGCCGUUCUACUCGGACGAGCCGCUGACCACAUGCCGCAAGAUUGUCAACUGGCGCAUGUUCCUGCGCUUCCCGGACGAGGCCCGGCUAUCGCCGGCGGCGCGCGACCUCAUCUGCCGGCUCAUGUGCGACGUGGAGGAGCGGAUAGGGACGCGCGGCGGCGUGGAGGAGAUUAAGAGCCAUCCGUUCUUCGCGGGCGUGGACUGGGUGCAUCUGCACCAGACACAGGCACCGUUUGUGCCGCGCGUUGACCACGACCUGGACACCCAGAACUUUGAGAACUUUGACGAGGAGAUGCACCACCACCACGGCGGUCUCGACCGCAGUGGCAGCGGGCGCAGCAACAAGUGGCUGGCCCAGGCUGACCCCAAUUUCAUCGGCUACACGUACAAGAGCUGGGAGGCGGUCACGCCGGGAGAGCAAGGUCUGGCGGCUCUGGCGCUGAAGAAGAAGUCGGCCAGUCGGCCCAGCCUUACGCAAGUGCAGACUAACCUGCAGUCCAUGGCUCUGGAAGGCGCGGCGGCGCAACACCACCAUGCGCUGUGAUGGCCGCGGGCUAGACCAGUGUCGCACGUUGCCUGUGCGGGUCAGGAAUGGGCGUUGGUGCGGUUUGUGCUGGCAGCAACCGCUGUCAGCUUCGUUGGAGGUCGAGACACAGGCGCAGACCGGAGGAGUUGUGGGCGCUACGUGGGGCCUCGGGUUUAGUUUUAAUGUUUCAUGAGUGCAAGCUGUAAUGUUUGGGGGUCGGAGGAGAGAAUGUGAGGUUACGGACAUGCAUUUCGAUUUCUGUGGCGGCUCCGGAUCUCAAGUGCAGUGGAGUGAUCUAAUAAACGUGGGACACAAGGUACGGCUGGUAGGCUGGACGAGAACGAUGGUCCGAUAUGGUCGGGCUCAAUAAAUACUUGGGACAGCAGGAGGGCUGAUAGUGCUGCUGAGGGGGACGCAUGGGGAAGUACUAGUGGGUACAAGCCAGGGGGCCAGCGGCGUUGGGGGCUUAGGAUCCAUUGUACAUUCAUUUGACAGACAAGGCACGUAGUUCUGUAGUAGUCCAAUAUAAGGCUCCAUGCCUUGUCCGUGGGCCGUGUCCUUUGCAAAAUCGUCGGAGUAAAUGAAGGUGCUGGGUUCACCGUGGUGCACCAGGCCGCCCGUGAGGUGUGCGCGCAACAAUAGGCUGCGUCGUCAACAAUAGGGUACGUCGGCCACAACUGUGGCCCACAAAACAUUAUGUGAGGUGGACGCGAGGCGCGUUGCUGAACAAUACGGUAUUGCAGAUGGCCCUAUUAACGUGGGGGCAUGUCGCAACCGUGGAGGACACUGUAACCUGCUCAAUGAUUCCUUCUUAGGCUUCAGU